CAGGCGGCAGCAGCGGGUAGCGCCUCCCCCCGGUUCCGGGGAGGGCAGGGCGGAAGCGGCUGCCGGAACCAGCCCCAUGGCCGCCGCCGCCGCCGCCGCGCCCGGCAGCGGCUGACACCCCCGCGCCCGGCUGGGGGCGCGGAGCCGCCUAUGGGCCAGCUGCUGUCCAAGCAGAGAGCCAGCCCGAGCGGGGGCCGCCGGCGCGGGAAGGUGCCGCUGCGGAGCUGCUUCCUGCGCGGGCCCUGUAUGCUCUGCUUCGUGGUGCACGGCAGCGCCCGCGCCAGCCCCGGCCCCCGCCCCGGGCCCGGCCCCGCGGAGCAGCGCGCCGCCCGCCGCCAGCGCCUGCUGCUGCUCCUGCUGCUGCGGGGCCUGCUGCCGCCCGAGCCGGCCGCCGACAUGGUGUGCAAGCGCAAGGGCGCCGGCCUGCCUGCCUGCCCGCCCUGCAAACAGCCUCGCUGCGCUGCCGCCGCCGCCGCCUGCCAGUGCCCGGCCGAGCCGCCGCCGCUGUGCCCGCCGCCCUGCGCCGCCAACGAGGGGCCCGCGGGCGCGGGGGACGCCGCGCCGCCCUCCCCGGGCCCGCAACCGCCGCCGCCUCACGGCGACGACAGCGCCGAGCCGGGCUGCCAGGAGCCCGCCGAGCCCCCCGGCGACGCCUGCCGGGAGCCGCCGGCUCCGCCGCCCAACAUCAACCAGCUGCCGCCCUCCAUCCUCCUCAAGAUCUUUUCCAAUUUAUCGUUGAAUGAGCGCUGUCUUUCAGCAUCAUUAGUAUGUAAAUACUGGCGUGACCUCUGUUUAGACUUCCAGUUUUGGAAGCAACUGGACCUCAGUAGUCGUCAGCAGGUCAACGACGAGUUAUUGGAAAAAAUUGCAUCAAGAAGCCAGAACAUAACUGAAAUCAAUAUUUCUGAUUGUCGCAACGUAUCAGAUACAGGAGUGUGUGUGCUAGCUUUUAAAUGUCCUGGACUCCUAAGGUAUACUGCUUACAGGUGUAAACAGCUUUCUGACACAUCUAUCAUUGCAGUUGCCUCUCAGUGUCCUCUGCUACAGAAAGUACAUGUAGGCAAUCAAGACAGACUUACUGAUGAAGGACUCAAACAGCUGGGCUCAAAGUGCAGAGAACUGAAAGACAUUCAUUUUGGCCAGUGUUACAAGAUCUCAGAUGAGGGAAUGAUCAUUAUAGCAAAAGGAUGUCUGAAGUUGCAAAGAAUAUACAUGCAGGAGAACAAAUUAGUGACAGAUCAGUCAGUAAAAGCAUUUGCUGAACACUGUCCUGAGCUUCAGUAUGUUGGGUUUAUGGGCUGUUCUGUUACAUCUAAAGGAGUCAUUCACCUCACAAAUCUAAGAAACCUUUCCAGCCUGGACCUACGUCAUAUCACAGAACUGGACAAUGAAACAGUGAUGGAAAUAGUAAAACGAUGCAAGAACCUUAGCUCCCUUAAUCUUUGUCUGAACUGGAUCAUUAAUGACAGAUGUGUAGAGGUUAUUGCUAAAGAAGGACGGAACCUGAAAGAGCUAUAUUUGGUAUCCUGUAAGAUCACUGAUUAUGCUCUGAUAGCCAUUGGCCGAUACAGCAUGACAAUAGAGACGGUGGAUGUUGGGUGGUGUAAAGAAAUCACAGACCACGGAGCCACCCAAAUUGCACAAAGCAGCAAGUCUCUCAGAUAUUUAGGGCUGAUGAGAUGUGAUAAGGUAAAUGAAGCCACAGUGGAACAGCUUGUGCAGCAGUAUCCACACAUAACCUUCAGUACUGUACUACAGGAUUGCAAGAGGACCCUGGAACGUGCUUAUCAAAUGGGCUGGACACCCAAUAUGUCAACUGCCUCCUAAUGUCCUGUCAUAUUACAGUCCAAUUCUGAUGUAUUUAGUAGGUCUAUUGGGGAUUGCAGAUUUUGGUUGUAGAAUGUUAUUGAGAUAUUUAACAUUUUUGCUUUCUGUAAAAUAUGUGCUGAAGAGUUGUUCCCAACUUGCUCCUUUUAUUUUUAACAUAUUAACUGAUGGAUCCUUGAGGUAAUGAGCAUUUUUGUUUGGUGGUCUCGCCUGGAAAUUUAAGAGGAAGUUCUACUCUCUAGUUGUAGUCAGACAUAUGUAACUGUCCUGAAUGUUAAAUUGUCACCCUAAAAAUCUGCAAGUCCCCAGUGACAUAGAAGAGGGCUCACAACCUUUCUUGAUGCAAUAUAAUAGUAAGUUUACACAAGUUGCAGUAACAUGGAAAUACUAUACACUGAUUUAAUGUACUGUAAACUAUGUAUUAAGGUUAAAACAGAUCUUUAGAAAUGCAUUGUAUCUUUUUGUAUGCAUAAAUACAAUAUAAAAGCCUUUGGCAGAUUUCCUGAAUUGGAUUCCUUCUAGUUCUGUGGAUAGUUUGAGUUAUAGAAGAUAUUAUGUCUGGUUAGGGUUUGUUUUUUUUGUUUGUUUUCUUUCCUUUGCCUCAGUCAUAUGUAUUUCCUUUGGUUUGUAAGUGGUAACUCAGUGCUAGUACCAGUGUAAUUGAUUGGUCUAGACCUUUGCUGAAAUUGGGAACUAAUCCUAAUGCAUAUUAAUAAGUAGACUGAAGCCACCCCUAUGUUUUAAGAUGCACAGGAAUAAGAGAAUCAACAAGUAAGUGUGAUUUUCUUGAAAACAUUAUUCUAAUUAUCAAAAUCAUUAUUUUAAAAUUAAUUUUGAAUGAAACCUUAAUAAAUUAUGGUAAUUACUGAAUGGAUAUUUAAGUAGACAAUCUUGGUUUUGUUGUACAACUGCAAAAAUGAUUUCCCUUUAAAUAGUCAUGUAGACAAUGUCAUAUAGAUUUCUCAGUUUUUGCACCUUGCAUUUUUGUAUUCGGUGAGCUCUUUAAUUUACUACAGAUAGCCUAUUCCCACCUCGUGAGGUAACCUGCUGUAUAGAAGAUGCUAGCUGUGGAGAAAUAAGUGAUAAGACCCUGUUUUUAUAUAUUAUUAAAAUAAUGACUGCUCCAGUUUUUUUAAAAGAAACUUUCUGAAUGAACCAGUCUUCUCUGACUAUGCUCAUAUGUUCCCUGGUAGUAAUGUUUCAAAUAAAAAAAGAAAAUACAACAGAUAAAAGCAACACAGAUGAUUUUUCCUCUGAUUAAAUGCUUAUUUGCUGAUUUAGGAUCCAGUCCUGAUCAGUAAUGAAUGUGUGAGUUGACCUCAGAAGAAUGUUGUGUGGGUGUCAAGUCCAAACACAGAUAUCACUUUGCAGGACUGGGUCCUUAUAUUAGAAGAGAACAAAUGCUGUGGAGGAAAAUGCUUCUUGCAUCCUCUCAAUUUUAAGUCUAAGAAUUGUACUAUAUUAUUUUCAUAUUUAUUCCCCAACUACUGAAGACUACUUUAGUUGGUAAUAUUAUACAUGUUUUUAAUCCAAAACUGAUUUAUAAGAUAGUAUGUGCAGAAAAAAGCUGGAGUGAAUACAUAAAAAGUUUAAUUUUCGGUAUGUCACACUGUAUUCUAAAGACUUAAAUUUGACAAGAAGAUAUUGAAAAUACAGACAUUGCAGCUUCAGUUUGAAGCUGCCUUAACCUUUAAAGUAUUACAAUUUGGUGAAAGAUGAAUUUUUAGUUGUAUAACAUUGCAAAUUUGCUUUUUAAAGGUUACAGUGUUUUAAUCCAAAAUAUCAAAUGUUCAAACUUCAACUGAAGAGUUGCCAUUAUUGUCACAAUGUUUUGCUAAUCCAAGAGAACUGAUGCAGCAUAGCCUAGAAAACAGCUUAACUAUGCCUGUAAGUCUGCCAAAACUGUAUGUCCAGUUCCAUAGCAUUAAUUCCUGAAAACAAGGGAAAGAGUCAGUUCACAGUAAUUUUAGUGACCAUUGUUGAAUGUCUUAUUAGACACUCCAAAAUGAGGUUGAAACCAUUUCUCUGGAUACAAUGUAGAGUUUUUGCUUGGAAUGUUGUAAAUACAUGUGAACAUGUAAAAUGCUGGGCUUUUUAUCUACUCCAAAAUGGCAACAGUAUUUUCAGAAUAAAGACAAUGAGUGCUAUGGCAAAUAUAGUAUAGACCCUUGGUCAUUUGUCUUGAAUGUCUUUUUAUGAGUACAACAAGAUCAUUCACUCCAUUUGUAAGUUUCUAUUUUUCCGUGAAACUUUUGACCUUACAAUGGGUUGCAAUAAAAGAGAGAAGCAAAA
Molecule: messenger RNA, 4119 nt
Organism: Alligator mississippiensis (American alligator)
Lineage: Eukaryota; Metazoa; Chordata; Crocodylia; Alligatoridae
Gene: FBXL17
Product: F-box and leucine rich repeat protein 17
Exons: 9
Coding region: 151-1827 (558 amino acids)
Biological process (GO): SCF-dependent proteasomal ubiquitin-dependent protein catabolic process
Cellular component (GO): SCF ubiquitin ligase complex
Molecular function (GO): protein binding
Source: RefSeq, a predicted model, not a curated record